Molecule: messenger RNA, 798 nt
Organism: Mucor velutinosus
Lineage: Eukaryota; Fungi; Mucoromycota; Mucoromycetes; Mucorales; Mucoraceae
Exons: 3
Coding region: 1-798 (265 amino acids)
Molecular function (GO): nucleic acid binding
Source: RefSeq, a predicted model, not a curated record
AUGAGUCCCCAACCCUCUCAACCGACAGUGAUCUUUGUUCAAUCAACAGCGCACUGGGAAGCUAUUCAGCAGCAAAGAGCUCAGCUGAUUGGAGUGUCUCCACCUAGCACGCCUUUGAUGGAAUCAUCGCAGCAACAGAAUAGAAUCACUCAAAAGAAGCCAAAGCAUCAAGAAACCGCAUCCGUUCGAAAGAAGCCUUCUCGCCUGAUUGGGAAAGAGGGGAGCCGCAGACGAAACAGAUGGACAAACAACACAUUUUCAGAUCACCCUUCAGCAGUGUUGUAUGCCGAGGAUUUACGUCCACCUGGAUACGAAGCCAAGGCUCCAAAAUACGAUGUGGGGCUCAUUUCUAUAGAGCAAGAUGGCGAUGAUUCAGAGGAACAAGAACAAGUGCAAGUGCACGCUUUACCGCACAAUCUACCUCGACAUGUUCGACAUGAUUUAAAAAAGGCACACAUUUCAAAAGGCCUUGUAACCAACUACGAAUCUCAACUGAUUCAGUUUAUCGACCUGUGGUUGAACGAUACGCAAUGCCUCGACAAUGCAUGUUUAGAGAUUCAGGUUGUCUCGAAUAACCAAUUUGAGCGAUACGUUGUGCACACAAUGAGUCGAUACUAUGGAUUUGCAUCCUUUAGUAAAACCAAUGACCAGAACCAACGAGUGACCUACAUCUGUCAUCCCGCAUAUUUAAGCUAUAUUACCAAGCACAGCAGUGGUGAUGAAAUAGACUAUGCUUCGAUCCAAGACUGGGACAUGCCAGACAAAUCGUUCUUUGAGUACCUGUUCCACGCAGUGUAA